AUGGCGUUGCCUCUGUUCGUCGCUGCAGCGGCGGCUGUCCUUGUACCAGCGGCUGGCCUCUUGCAUCUAUUUGGUCCUGGACACGAAGAUGCAUAUGAACGCACGUUGGUGGCCCCUCUCGCCGACGAAGUGGCGUUACAGGCCAAGUUCAAACACGAAACUGGUCGUCUUCAAUCCCAGCCAGUUCGAGUGUACACCCAGUACUAUUUCCCGAAGCAGGCCACUCCCAAGGGGGUUGUGAUCUGCCUCCAUGGGAUCUACGCUCACAGCGGUGGGCUCACUCUCCUCUACGAAAACUUGCUGAACCGUGGCUACGUCGUGGGAGCGCUGGAUUUCCGCGGGUUUGGCCGAAGCGCUGGUCGAUUUGGUUACAUUGAUGUGUUUUCAAACUACGUGGACGAUGUACUGGCAUUCUUGGAAGCCACGCGAGUCCAAUUCCCAGGCCAAAAGGUGUUUGUUAUCGGCAUCUCCAUGGGGGGACUAGUUCUCUUGCAUACGUUGCUUCGAGCCCGCCACGGAUUGAUCGACGGGGCCGUCCUCCAUGCGCCCCCCGUCCUUCUUGCCGACGGAGUGCGACCCCCCGCCAUCGUGGAAACGGUUUGUCGAGUGCUGGUGAAGGUGUUGCCAAAGCUGCCAGCGAUUCCGACACAUGGCGCCACCCGGGCCAACAGCAACGAGGUGGCGAGCGCCGUGGAAGCUUCCAAGCAAUUGGACGACCUGUUUUACAAAGGCCGUCUUCGCCUCGGCACUGCCUUGAACAUGCUGCAAGCGACGCUGGACAUUCAGACGCAGUACCACAAGAUCGAUACGCCCUUUGUCUUGAUCCAUGGCGACAACGACCGCGUGUGUGCGUACGCAGGCUCCAAAAGAUUGUUCGCGGCGGCAGCGUCGACGGACAAACAGCUGAUUACGAUCCCGCAAGGGGAACACAAUUUACUCAAGGAACCAGAACGAUUCCGGCGACAGUACUUGCAUCACAUUGGUACUUGGCUCGAUGGGCGUUGUCAAGUCGACUGA
Molecule: messenger RNA, 1017 nt
Organism: Aphanomyces astaci
Lineage: Eukaryota; Oomycota; Saprolegniomycetes; Saprolegniales; Verrucalvaceae
Exons: 3
Coding region: 1-1017 (338 amino acids)
Cellular component (GO): membrane
Molecular function (GO): lipase activity
Source: RefSeq, a predicted model, not a curated record